Messenger RNA from Onychomys torridus (southern grasshopper mouse), 838 nucleotides. Its product is annotated as zinc finger protein 431-like. The transcript is spliced from 3 exons. The record is from RefSeq and is a predicted model, not a curated record. Lineage: Eukaryota; Metazoa; Chordata; Mammalia; Rodentia; Cricetidae. Gene Ontology annotation, biological process: regulation of DNA-templated transcription. The annotation marks the transcript as partial.
UUCAACUCAGAAGCACAUAUAUCUGCUUCUACCUUCUAAGUUCUGGGAUUAAAGGCAUGAGCCAUUACACUCAGCUUACAAAUUUUUGUUGUAUUUAGUAAUGGUUCAUGCAAUUUCUUUGAUAUGUGCUCAGUACUGUUGAAGUCUUUUCUUGUCUCUCUAACUCUGUUAAUAGGAAUUUCUCUUGCAAGACGAUAUCCAAUUCCAAGCAUUCAUAAAUAAUUGUUGUAAACCUCCUAUUGAGUUUGUUUGUGAAGUAACUUGAUGAUUUCAUUGUAAUGUCUGAGUCAUAAAAUACGUGUGGCAGUCACCAGAAUUGUGUGGCUAUAUUGUCAAAGAAGCACACAUUUACAAUGUUAUAUCAUGCUUUUUGUUUUAUACAUCUGGAUGCACAUUUAUGUAUGGCAUAUUUUAGAAUGCAGUGACCUAUAAUGAUGUGCAUGUCAACAUCACUCAGGAAGAGUGGGCAUUGAUGGAUCCUUCACAGAAGAAUCUCUACAAAGAUGUGAUGCUGGAGACCUAUAUGAACCUCAUUGCUAUAGGCUACAAUUGGGAAGAUCUUAAAGUUGAAGAACAUUGUCAAAGUUCUCAAAAACAUGGAAGGCAUAAAAGAAAUCAUACUACAGAGAAAGCACGUGAAUAUACUGAGUGUGGUAAAGUCUUUGUAUGUCACACUCAUCCUCAAAGGCAUGAACAAACACUUACUGGAGAGAAAUCCUAUGAAUAUAAUCAUUGUGGUAAAACCUUUGCACAACACAGUCAUCUUCACAGGCAUGAAACUACACAUAACCUUAAAAAACCUUAUGGGUGUAAUCAAAGUGGCAAAGCCUUUACUCAU